AACAGGAAGAGCCACCUGCUGCUUGCCCUGCCUCCUCCCCCAGCUCACCUGAGGCUGGUGAAGACAGGUAAUCUUCCAUCUAGAUUUUCUUCUGGGUUUUGGCUUCCUUCCGGUCUCCCUGCCACCUCACCUUCUCCGCUGCUGUCCUUGGACCCUAUGGACCCACACCUCUGCCUGCAGGUCAGUCCUCAGACUGUGCCUCCUUGAGAUCCCAAACCUGGUGGGUGGAAGGCAAACAGGAGCCCAGCGUACACUGCCCCACCCCCACCUCUACCCUGAACUCCAGGACAAGUCACUGACCCUCCUUGGGCCUGUCAAAUAAAGAUGACGAAAGCUGACCUGCCCUGGUCAUCUGGCAGCAAAAGAAGAUGAGGAGUGAUGUGUGGAGGGGCUGUGGACACAAAAGGACAAAGUCAGGCAGCUAAAGGCCCUGCUGGGGACAGUGCUGAGAGCCCAGCUUUGGAGCUGUCCAGAUAGGAGCCCCACCAGCUUAACAUGAAGGAGCCAGAACACUGGAAUCUUGGAAGGUGACAAUGGACUUGCUGUGGACUGUGCAGAGGGGCUUGACCCACAGGGCCUAGGCCAGCUGUGGGGGGGAGGGCAACCAUGAAGCUGAGGCUUUGAACCCCCUCCAUCCCCCCGUGACUCUCCUUAAGUCUCCCUGAGCUCUCCGGGCCCCCUACCUUCCCUGGUCCUCUCUAGCUCCAGCUUGGCCCUCAAGCGCAGCUGCAGCAGAUGGCCCAGCUAGAAGCACCCCCUGGCCUGCAGCAGCAUGGGGUGCCCAUGUCUGUGAGCGGUGCAGGAGCCCUAGAUGCGCUGGAGGAACAUGUGGAACUAUGGUGGUCUCAGGAGCCCCGGCGUGCAGCCCUCUGCUUCUCCGUGGCUGUGGGGCUAGUGGCUGGCUGUGGAGCUGGUGGGGUAGCCCUGCUCUACUCUACCAACAGCCGCUCAGGUGAGUGGCGCCUGGUGAUGGGCACCGUCCUCUGCCUGUUGGCCCUGCUGGUGCUGGUGAAGCAGCUGCUGGGCUCAGCUGUGCAGGACAUGAACUGUAUCCGGCAACCCCAGCACGUGGCCCUGUUGCGCAGUGGGGGAGGAGCAGACAGUCUCGUGGUCCUGGUCAGUGGCCUGGUGCUGCUGGUCAGUGGCCUAGUGCUGGUCAGCCUGGCUGCUUCCCACACUUCUGGCCCCGGCCCCAGCCCCAGCCCAGCCAGGCCCCUGGCCACUAUGCUAACUGCGGGCAUCAUCCUGGGUGUCAUGGGGGCCCUCCUGCUGUUGGGACUGCUGCUCUACCAAGUCGGCAUGGGAGGCCGCUGCCUUCUGCCCACCACAGCUACAGGCUCAGGUCGAGGCCGGGGACGAGCAGGCAGCAGCAUCUUCAGUAUCUCUGGACGGCUGCCAACCACGCCCAGCAUCGCCAGCCUCCUCGGAUUGGGCCACAGCAGCAGUUGAAACCCCAUUUGACUUUCACUGGUGACCUCUAGGUCCAGCUACCAGCCUCUGCCCUCUGGCCUCCCACCUCACAGGCAACCCACCCCACCAACUGCCACUCCCUUGUCACUGCCUUCAGCCUCUACCUCCACCUUCUUCCAUCCUCUGACUUCCAAUACUGACCUCCAGGACCCUUCUCUAUUCUCCCACCUUCCAUCAUCACUAACAGGUCUGGCUUACAUGUGGUGAUGGUCAACGUAGCUUGGCCAUAUGUGUUAUCUGUAAUCAGAAAUCCCAUAUCUGUCCUGCUGUUCCUUUCCCACACAUGAAAACUCCAUCCUUCUUGGGGAUCACCAGACCUUCCACCUUCCAACAGCCUCCUAAAAGCAGCCAAGCAGAAAAUCCUCCAUCCCAAGUCAGAGAUUCUGUCUGAACCCCUUUAAAUGAGAUAAUAUUUGUAAAGCAUGUAGCACAGUACCUGGCAUAUAGUAAGUCCUUAAUAAAUGCUUAUUAACCCUCCCACCCAGUCAGAGACCCCCUCAUGACCCCCAUCCCACCUCAGGGACCCCCUUUAACCUCCCCAUCCCAGCUCAGAGAUUCCCCUCUGACCUUUAAUCCAGACCAAGGACCCCCUGAGCCUCCCCAUCCCAGCUCAGAGAUUCCCGUCUGACCCUUAAUCCAGACCAAGGACCCCCUGAGCCUCCCCAUCCCAGCUCAGAGAUUCCCCUCUGACCUUUAAUCCAGACCAAGGACCCCCUGAGCCUCACCAUCCCAGCUCAGAGAUUCCCCUCGGACUCUCUCCCCAGCUUAGAAGAGACCCUCCCACUCCGACCUUGUUAACCCCUCUCAUCUCAGGUCAGGCUCCCAAAUAAAGGUGCUGGACAACACCAUGCAGUGAAGUCCACAUUUAUGAAGCACUCCUGUGCACUGAGUUCUUAGAUCAGACCCAGUUCUGACCCUAGGGAGACCCAACAGCCACAGCUCAGAGUGAGCUGGGUUGUUUCAGGCAGCCCACCAAGAGGGGCAAACCCAGAGCUGGGAAAACUUACAGGGACUUGUCCCUCUAGAUUAUUUCACUUGGGAUCUCAUCAGCUCCUGGUCUCAGUUAUCAUCUCUAUGUAGAUGUCUCUCAUAUCUAUUCGUGUAACCCUAACUUGUCUCCUGACCUCCAGUCUCACAUCUCCAGCUGUCUUUUAGAUGUCUCAUACUGGGUGUCUUGUAGACCUGUCCAAAAGUGAACUCAUCAUCUUUCCCCGAGAACCCUCCCCUUUUCCUAACUUUCCUCAUACUGUCCACAGCACCACCAGCUUCCCAGUCACCCAGGCUCAAAAUCUAGGCGUCAUCCUCGACUCCUCCCUCUCUUCCCCCGUAUCCAAUCUGUUGCCUUGUCCUGUAACUUCUGUCUUCACAACAUCUGUCUCCUGUACCUCUUUCCUCUGUCACCGUUCUGCUACAAGCCCUUGUCACCUCACCCCUAGACUAUUGUAAUAGCUGCUGGUUGGUCUCCCUGCCUCAAGUCUCUACCCAUGCCAAUCCUUCCUCCACUCAGCUGUCAAAAGGAUCUUCCUGAAGCACAGGUCUGAUAGUCCAUCACUGCCCUCAACUGUGCUGGCUCCCUAUUACCUUCAAGAUCAAGUAUGAAAUCCCCUCUUUGACUUUCAAAGCCCUUCAUGACCAAUCUUCUUAUGUCUUAUAUUCCUCCACAUACCCUUUAUUCCAGGUAUACUGGCCUCCUUGAUAUGGCUUAACUGCAACACUCUGUCUCUCUACUCGCGUGGUUUUCGCUCACUGUCUCCUAUGUCCAGAAUGCUGUCCCCCUUCAUCUCUGCUUCCUGGCUUCCUCAAAGUCCCAGACAAAAUCCUACCUUCUACAAGAAGAGUUUCCCAAUCUCCCUUAAUGCUAGAACCUUUCCUCUGUGGAUGACCACCAGUUUAUCCUGUCUACAUCUCCUUUGGUACACAGUUGUUUGCAUUUUGUCUCUUCCUUUAGACUGUGAGCUCCUUGAGGGCAGGGACUUCUUUGUUGUUGUC
Molecule: messenger RNA, 3459 nt
Organism: Vombatus ursinus (common wombat)
Lineage: Eukaryota; Metazoa; Chordata; Mammalia; Diprotodontia; Vombatidae
Gene: TMEM125
Product: transmembrane protein 125
Exons: 3
Coding region: 736-1449 (237 amino acids)
Source: RefSeq, a predicted model, not a curated record